CCUAAAAUGGGCUUAUGAUGAUUCUCACAUAAACAUAUGAUAGGAAGAGAAUGAACGCUCUCUUUUAGAGAGCAUGAUCUCAAUUUCGAAUCUGAAGCUCCCUUAUUUUUUUGGUUUCUAUUGUUGCGCGACGGUCUCCGAUUCUUCGGCAAUAUCAUAUAUAAUCUUGUGUCCCAUAACAAGAUCGCAUAUCACGGAUCUUGCGCAUGUCUUAGGGGCUACCCUUUUCUUUGAGAUACCUCACAUCUUUAUGUUAUUAUAUGGCAAUUUUUCAACGAGCUGGGCUGUCUGUUUGGAAGUGUUCCUGCCUUGGUGUCUUUCGAAUCUUGCUUGGCAACUCUUCUCUCCAAGCCAAAUUAAGCACUUCGGCGGGUAUAUGCGAAGCUUGCUGGUCCGGCCAGAAUUCGUGGCAAAGUCUCGUGGCCUGAAAUGAUGUUUUAUUAUGACCCUAUGACUUCCCAAAGGUUGAUGUUUUGUUUUAACAUUGAUAGCAAAAAGUCUGUCAAAUUGGAGGUAUCAUGGGCGCAGAGGUACAUUGGCCUUGACCCAUAAAGUAAAAGUAAAUGCGCAAACUUCGCGCUCUUGACUUUAUCCAAAAGUCUGUCCCCAGUGCAUCAUGGACAAUGGGUCUGCAUGAUAAUAAUGUAUUGUGUUCAAAUGUUUCAUGCUAAAGCUCAAAGAUCCAGCGUUUGGCUAUCCAUAGAUGUCACUGGUGGGGCUUCGUCCACUGGCUAUUAGCAUUCAGGGGUCUCUCAUCAUGGUACCCCAGCUGAGAAACGUCAUUUGUAGAGCGUCCAGUCCAAGCCAGCGCCUCUUACAUUCGUCUAACGCCCAAAGCUCAAAACUUCAUCCAAACAUUGGCUGAACCCUACAGAGCCCAACUACGCCCGCCCGAAAGUCUCUUGUCUUUAACAUUUAUCUUAAGUGCUUCCAAUCGAUCAUGGGUCAAAAGAAAUAUUGAAAUCAUUUCGCAAUCGCAAGCGCAAUCCUAUCGUGGACACGUUGAACCUUGUAUCCUCUAUCCAUUCCAUGUUAUCCUACUGAGCAAUACACGAUGGAAUAUUCCUCAGGAGCCUAUUCUUCCCAGGCUCCCUCUCCCGAAAAGUCAUGCGAGCUCUACAUACGCGACUAUCCUCAUCGAUCCAUUGCCAUUGUUUCAGCUUCACACACUCUGAUUCUUCGAUAUACUACCUCCACCAGUGAAGCCAUCGCGAACGGCUCGCUUACAUCCUUAGCUGCGUCUACGAGGAGCCGCGGAAACCCCGGCGAAGCCUUGGUAUCGAAAUGCAUGGUCGAGUUCGCACCUGUGUCGAGGCAUUUACUGCAGGACUAUCGCCGUCUGACACAUCGACCGAUAUACGGGACACUAGGCUUGAUCACAGUUAACAGCGAGGUCUUCCUAUCUGUCAUUACGCAUGCAACACGUGCUGCCACCUUGCGGCCUGGCGAGACUGUUGAACGUAUAAAUGGAGUAGCGUUCUACUGCCUGAGCAGCGCGGACUACGACGAUGUUGUUCCUCUAGAAUCACUUGAUCCGGAGUUUUCGGAUUCUGCAUCGGUGCAGUCUGCUCCCUAUGGACAAGGCCUUGGUCGAAGAGAAGUUGCCAUGGAGCACCCAUGUCAUGAGCUUCGCAACCUACUAAGCAACGGAACAUUUUACUACAGUACAGAUUUCGAUCUCACAAACCGGCUUCAAGACAGACCAAUCAAUUCCAACUCGUUCGAAAUCGACAAUUUCGACGAUGGGUUUCUCUGGAACUCGUUCAUGAUCAGUCCUCUUGUCCAGUUUCGUUCUCGUCUCAUGCCUCAUGAGCGAGCUGCACUUGAUUCGUCACGAAUACUGACAUCAGCAAUUCGUGGUUUCUGUAAGACCAUGACAAUUCCGCUAAGCUCUUCGCCCCUGAAGAAUGUCAAGUCAGGAAUGCCUUCUUUUAUGACUCUCAUAUCUCGCCUAUCCUGUCGCAGAGCUGGAACUCGUUUCAACUCACGAGGUAUUGACGAUGAUGGGCAUGUGGCAAACUUUGUUGAAACUGAAACCACUUUCUGGAGCCCGGCGGGAACCAUGUUCUCCUAUGCUCAAGUGCGCGGAUCAGUACCUGUGUUUUGGGAGCAAGCAGCCGACCUUAUUCCAGGUCGGCAGAAGAUCACAGUCACCAGAUCUCCCGACGGGACACAGCCGGCCUUCAACAAACAUUUUGAGGAGCUCGAGCAAUCGUACGGAGCUGUCCAUGUCAUCAAUCUUCUUAGUGAGACAAAGCCUGGCGAGGUUGAGCUCAGUACACUCUACCACAAUGGUAUCAAACACUGUCCAUUAAGUCGUGCUGGACCAGACGGGUCUUCGGACCAUGCUCUCUUGCGAGAAACCAAUUACGAUUUCCACGCAGAAACAAAAGGGCCAGCGGGAUAUGAAGCUGCCCGAGAUAUCCGCCGCUAUAUUGAGGACUCUACCGACGGUUUUGCAUACUUUCUUGCGGAGGAGACAAGCGAACCGAGAUACGAUCAUGAUGGCUCUGGACAAGCUCGUAUGGUGGUUGUACUUCAGCAGGAGGGUGUCUUCCGAACCAAUUGUCUGGACUGUCUUGAUCGAACUAAUCUUGUGCAGACCAUGAUCUCACAGAUGGCAGUUGAGGCCUUUCUUGGACAUCGGGGUGAAUUUGCUGCCUCUGACUUCUGGAUGAGACAUUCCAGUCUCUGGGCAGACAACGGCGACUCUUUAUCCAAGACCUAUGCUGGGACAGGCGCACUCAAGUCAUCUUUUACACGUCAUGGAAAGAUGUCUCUUGCAGGGGCUGUGGCUGACGUGCGAAAGUCUGUCCAACGUAUCUAUCACAACAACUUCCUCGACCCUUCUCGUCAAAUCACUAUUGACAUGCUUUUGGGUCGCCUCGUUGGGCAAGCACCGGUCCUUCUGUUCGAUCCCAUCAGCGAUUUCGUUUCAACAGAACUGUCCAAGAGGAGUAGCGAGUUCACGUCAUACAAUAGCAUCACCAUAUGGGUUGGCACGUUCAACCUUAAUGGCCGUACCGAAGGCGUCAAUGAUGAUCUUGGCCCUUGGUUAUUCCCAGAGACCUUGGGAGAUGCCCAGCCGGACAUUUAUGUCGUCGGUUUUCAAGAAAUCGUAGAGCUCAGUCCGCAGCAGAUCAUGAACAGCGACCCAUCACGGAAGAACCUAUGGGAGCAAGCCGUGAAGCGCAAUCUUAACGAUCGACAAAAGCGAUUGGGAGGCGAGAGGUAUGUGUUGCUACGGAGCGGGCAGCUGGUUGGGGCAGCCCUCUGCAUUUUUGUAAAGACACCCAGUCUGGCCAACAUUAAGAACGUGGAGGGUAGCUUGAAAAAGACUGGCAUGUCUGGCAUGGCUGGAAACAAGGGUGCUGUGGCGAUCCGAUUCGACUAUGCCAACACUCAUAUAUGUUUUGUCACGGCACAUCUGGCUGCUGGCUUUUCAAACUACGAUGAACGCAACCGCGAUUAUGCAACAAUCCAUCACGGUUUACGCUUCCAGCGGAACCGGGGAAUCGAUGAUCAUGACGCCGUCAUCUGGUUGGGCGACUUCAACUAUCGCAUUGGCCUCAACUUGGAAACUGCGCGUGCAUUAGUGAAGAAGCGUGACUUUGAGACGCUAUACGAGAAUGAUCAGCUCAAUCUGCAGAUGGUAGCUGGAUUAUCGUUCCCCUUUUAUUCUGAAGCUCGCAUCACGUUCCCUCCGACGUACAAGUUUGACAUAGGUACCGAUGACUAUGAUACCUCUGAGAAAGCUCGCAUUCCUGCGUGGACGGAUCGUAUCCUCAGGAAGGGUUCCAACCUCAGGCAGAUCUUGUAUAACUCGGCACCUCUCAAAUUCUCAGAUCACCGACCUGUCCACGCUGCUUUCGAAUGCAGGGUGAGCAUCGUGGAUGAACAGCUGCGAGAAAAGAUCAGUAAGGAGUUGUAUCAACGUCGAAAAGCCGAGGUCGGAGACGCAACAGCUCAUCUUGGCACUGGCGAGGACAGCGAUGAUGAAGAUCUCAUUGGCUAUGAUUCUAUCGAGCCCGGGCUUCCUCCCGCAAGUUCGGAUCGCCAGAAGUGGUGGCUCGACAACAAGCAGCCCGCUCGCGCCGCGGUACCUGUGCCCAAACCCAGAAACGGGCAAGCCGUAGGGCUCAAUCCCAAUCGUCCUUCAAAUCCUUUUGGCCUUACGGAAGAGCCGGACUGGAUCUCUAUUCCAAGAUCGUCGUCAAAGGCAUCUUUGUCUAGCAUGUCAAGUUCACCAUUUGAAAAAGUUAACUUGCCUAACGUCAUGGCAUCGGGGUCGAGUAUUCAACCUCGAAAGCUGCCACCCCCAUAUGACCCAUCAGCAUUGCCAGCCAAGGUCGGGCGCAUGAAUCUUCUAGACGACCAUGCUCCUAUGGGCCAUGUCGAGACGCCACCUCCGCCACCACCUCCGCGACGAGGAACAUCAGGAGUAGCGGCAAUGGGACAGACACCACCGAGCAACGGGUUUGGUCUUAAUAGGGUGCAGACUCAACCGCUGCCUCCACCUCUUCGACCUACAUCCGCAGCUUCUCAUGCUUCCCAGUUCUCGCAGAACAGCAAGGCCGGGAAACCUGCGCCGCCAGUAGCAAAGAAGCCUGCACAUCUGACCACGACAUCGCCAAGCUCAAGCCCAGCACUGAGCCAGAGUGCCAUGGAAGAUGACUUUCGGCCACCGCUGCCAACGAGGGCUAACACCGGAGGUCUCACGGGAACCCCUCACUCACAGGACAUCGGAGCCGCCGCACGGAAGCCCGUAGCACCUCCGAAGCCUGGCAUGAACGGAACUGGCGUAAAACCGUCUAGCUCGAUCGGAGCGGUAGGACUGCCCGGGAUGACGGGCGGAGUGCCAUCCCGCCGGGCAGCGCCACCAGUGCAGCCCAAGCCGCAGUUGCCGCAACAGAACCAAAACCAGCAUCAACGACAAGGGUCUACGGAUCUAUUGGGAUCUCUGGGUGAAGGUCAAGAGGUAGGAGGAUGGGAAACGUUGAAGCCGAGCACAAGAGCAUAGGAAAAGUGAGUUGGUUUGCCGCUAUAGGUUAGUUUAGUACUUGGAUGCGAGGCGUUUGGAAGCGUAUCGAUGGGCUUGAAUCACUUGGGGAGGUGUGUCUUGGGACUUGGCUUGGGUUAUGACUAUGGUUAUGCCUUUAGCAUAAGAGUAAGAAGUACAAACACGGCUUGGUUAUCAUCUCAGAGAUUCGCCGGCUGAUGGUGUUUAUGUUUCACAACAUGUGAGCCAACAACUGAAUCAUGUGUCACCCAAUUCGUCUAACCACGAGUCGGUCAAGAAAAGCCCCUAGAUCGGAGUAGUGGCGUGUUUCGGCGGUGAUUUUUAUAGAUCGCUAUCGCCAAGACGCACCUAAUUUAAUUGUGCCUCUCGUCGGGUGAUGCAUUACUGUGGCGGCCACUUGAAUCAAAGCUGUGAGGUGUGAG
Molecule: messenger RNA, 5442 nt
Organism: Fusarium odoratissimum NRRL 54006
Lineage: Eukaryota; Fungi; Ascomycota; Sordariomycetes; Hypocreales; Nectriaceae
Exons: 4
Coding region: 1055-5020 (1321 amino acids)
Biological process (GO): phosphatidylinositol dephosphorylation
Cellular component (GO): membrane; cytoplasm
Molecular function (GO): phosphatidylinositol-4,5-bisphosphate 5-phosphatase activity; phosphatidylinositol-3,5-bisphosphate 5-phosphatase activity
Source: RefSeq, a predicted model, not a curated record